GUUGAUCGCUGCUAUCCGAGAAACUGCCGUGGCUUCUACUGUCCGAACGCCCACUACCCGCACGAGCUGCGUGAUUCGAGGGACGUGGUCGUUACUCCGCCUUCGGCAGAAAAUGAAGACGAGGCAGAGGAGGUUCCUUCCGAUCUUCUCCCGUUUGACGAAAUACUUCGCCUGGAUGCCGCAGAAUGGCGCACGAAAGGAG
This is a messenger RNA of Symbiodinium pilosum, 202 nucleotides long. The record is from the annotation of a GenBank genome assembly. NCBI's taxonomy places the organism in Eukaryota, Dinophyceae, Suessiales, Symbiodiniaceae.